Mizuhopecten yessoensis (Yesso scallop) is the source of this 584-nucleotide messenger RNA. Its product is annotated as beta-microseminoprotein-like. Bases 135 to 533 code for a protein of 132 amino acids. The transcript is spliced from 3 exons. NCBI's taxonomy places the organism in Eukaryota, Metazoa, Mollusca, Bivalvia, Pectinida, Pectinidae. The record is from RefSeq and is a predicted model, not a curated record.
AAAGUUAUUGCAUAUAAUCUUUACGUAGUUAAAUAUAUAUCGAUCAAUACUCGUAAAUAUAUCAUAAAUUAUCCCUUGGCUUAAAUAUCUGUGUAGCUACAUAAUACCUCACCACAACUGUAACUUGAAGCACCAUGGCUACCUAUACACUUCUGGCUGCUAUUGGAUCGCUGUAUUUCCUGGUUGGUUCUGCGACUGCUAGCUGCUCUAUCAGUGGUCCGUUGACGGAGAGUUUGAUGUCUGGUAAAGUACGAAAAACAUGCCUAUACAAUGAUGUAAGGCUUGAAAUAGGCUCAGAGUUCGACACCAGUUCCUGUGAGCACUGUAGUUGUACAGAAUCCGGACUCAGUUGCUGUGGGAUCGGUUAUCGGGCGGGUGCCAUACAAACGUUCCCCGGAUGUGAGAUUAUUGGAGAUGGGUGUGACCCCCUGUCUGUGAAGACAUGUGACAAUACCAUCGGCUGUGAAACCGGAAGACCAAUUAGAAACAAGCUAUACGAACGUCUCCGUCCUUCAUUCGGCACCAGGUCAUAAUAAUAACCGAUCGAUUGUGUCUAACAAAGGAAAAUAAAAUCUCAAUAUUUA